AUGAGCGGUAAGAGUUGCUUCAAGUGUGGACGAUCUGGCCACUGGGUUCGGGAGUGUCCAAAAGGAGGAACUCGAGGGCGAAUACCAAGAAAUCGUGGCAGAGGUCCUCAAAUCAGCUCCGCCAGUCCAUCUGAUAUCUGUUUUCGCUGUGGUGAAACUGGUCAUUACGCCAAGGACUGUGAUCUUCACCAAGACGCCUGCUACAACUGCAGGAAAAGAGGCCAUAUCGCUAAGGACUGUACCCAGGCUAAACGUGACAGGGAGCAGUGCUGUUACAUCUGCGGCCGACCUGGUCAUCUGGCUCGUGACUGUGACCAUCCGGAAGAACAGAGAUGCUACAAUUGCGGCGAAUUUGGGCACAUCCAGAAAGACUGCACCCAAAUCAAGUGCUACAGAUGUGGUGAGAACGGCCACAUGGCGGUGAACUGCAACAAGGCAAGUGAAGUCAACUGCUACUGCUGUGGCGAGUCUGGACAUCUAGCCCGGGAAUGCCCCAUUGAGGCUACUGCGUAG
Molecule: messenger RNA, 513 nt
Organism: Acomys russatus (golden spiny mouse)
Lineage: Eukaryota; Metazoa; Chordata; Mammalia; Rodentia; Muridae
Gene: Zcchc13
Product: zinc finger CCHC-type containing 13
Exons: 1
Coding region: 1-513 (170 amino acids)
Biological process (GO): positive regulation of cytoplasmic translation
Cellular component (GO): cytoplasm
Molecular function (GO): mRNA binding; translation regulator activity; zinc ion binding
Source: RefSeq, a predicted model, not a curated record